This is a messenger RNA of Pisolithus orientalis, 600 nucleotides long. RefSeq lists its product as uncharacterized. The record is from RefSeq and is a predicted model, not a curated record. The transcript has 3 exons. Gene Ontology annotation, molecular function: zinc ion binding; nucleic acid binding. The coding region runs from base 1 to 600 and encodes 199 amino acids. Lineage: Eukaryota; Fungi; Basidiomycota; Agaricomycetes; Boletales; Pisolithaceae.
AUGGGUAUUACCUGCUUCAAUUGCAAUAAGGAGGGCCAUGUAGCCCUGAAGUGCCCCCUUCCUUGGAAGGACAAAGGCAAGAGUGCAGAAAGGCCACAACUGUUUGUAGUUAAUGUCCAAGAAGAUGCAGAGUGCAAGAAUGCCUGUGAGGAAGGCAAGCCCAACACCUUUGAGAUGUACUCCAAGGAGGACAAGGAGGACAAGCCAGUAGCCUACUUUGGUGCAAUGCACCCUGAAGAUGAACCCUUAGAAGAGGGGUUACCCUCAGAAGACAAUGCUCCCAUGGUAGAGGAUAACCCUCCAGAGUUGGAGGGUAGCUCUGAGGUGAAUACCUCAAGUGAUGGCAUCACUCAGGCACAAUGCUUGAAUCUGAAUGAUGGGAUCAGUCAGACCUAUGCAGUGGUAAUUGAAACACCAUGGGGAAUGGUGUGGGUAAACAGGGAUGGGACUGUGGAGCAUUUGUCCAGUCCCAAGGAAGAUGACAGGGAAGUCUGCAAUGCCUCACUUAGAAUAAGUGAGGACAAUAUGGAUUUGGACCCUGAGUUAGCCAGUUGGCUUGAAAUGAUAGAAGGAUCACCUACAUGUGGGAGAUGGGACUAG